This is a messenger RNA of Lymnaea stagnalis (great pond snail), 3964 nucleotides long. The record is from the annotation of a GenBank genome assembly. NCBI's taxonomy places the organism in Eukaryota, Metazoa, Mollusca, Gastropoda, Lymnaeidae.
AUGGAGAAUGGCUAAUGGUCGGUUGGGAUGGAAUGCUACUAACGCCUUCAAUGUACUUUUCUACGUUGGUAUGAUACUAUUUAUCGUCGGCUUCAGUUGUCCUGCCUGGUCUUACAAUGAGUCGGCUUACUACAGUCAGUACGCGGGAUUGUGGUCUUGUAAAGAGAGCAGUUAUUGUUCUCUUAUUAUGUACGGUAAGACCAUUUUCAAAUCGAUGUUUCCCUUCUCUUUCAUUCUCAUUAAAAUAGAGGAGUCGUCUUAUUUAUAUAAUGACAUUAAUGUUUCUUGUCUUCAAACGGCAAGUUAGACCUUUAAAAAUAGAAAUAAAAUGCCCAUUUUAUAUUGAAUAUAAAAUUGUAUGUUUACCCUUUUUCUUUUGGCAUUAUCGCAGAGAUUUUAUUCUCAUGUUUUGCAACAUUUUACAGUUAUUAUACAACGAUUUUAAAAAAAAUGUAAAUAAGUCUUUAGUCUUAGUUUAAAUGAAAUUAGAAAGAUAUAUAUAUUUUUUUAAAGAUGUUUUAUUAGGAUUGUUUAGGUCUUUUUUUCUGGUUGGAAUAUUGUACAUAAAUUUUUUAAAUCACACCUAUUUUCUUGCUUUCUUGCACUCGUCUAUUUUGUUUUAAUUGCAAUCCUUUGUGUGUGUGUGUGUGUGUGUGUGUGUGUGUGUGAUUGUGUGUGUGUGUGUGUGUGUGUGGGUGUGUGUGUGUGUGUGUGAGUGUGUGUGUGUGUGUGUGUGUGUGUGUGUGUGUGUGUGUGUGUGUGUGUGUGUGUGUGUGUGUGUGUGUGUGUGUGUGCGUUUUGGUUUAUUUAAUUGUACACAAAAAAAAAGGCUUUAGGAUGUCUAUAUUUUCACACGGGCUGCAACCAAAAUUCCCUUUAAGCUGCGCGGCCGCGCAGCUAUCUCAAAGACGCCGCGCAGCCGUUUUGAGUAUCCGCGCAGCAAAUUUUCAUGUAACUGUGUGUUUGCGGGCUGUAAAAUUUUGCACAAAAAAAUUGCUGUUGCAAAACUUUGCACAUAAUUGUAUGAUUUUGCACAUAAACCAGUUAACUAAUUAUAAAAAGUGUUGGACUGCAAUAAAGCUUUAAAAUAUAUUAAAAUGUUCGUGUCUUAUUAACACAUAAACCAGCAAACCUUAGAGGGAACAUGGGCUGCAACUAAACUCAGUCAGACGGGACGCAACAUAGUUUACUUAGAAGUUAACAUGCAAGACUCUAGUGCAGCAUCAGACUGGACGCAAUAUAGUUUACUUAGAAGUUAACAUGCCAGUCUUCAAGCGUGGCUCGUUUGCAACACAACGAAGCUUUGCUAAACCUUGUUUAUAAUUAUUUUUUUUUAAAUUAAAUGACGCUUGACCUCAUUUUGUUAACAUUUAAAACCUAAGUAAGAUUUUGUAGAGGAGGGGAAACGAUAAAAUAUAUGAAGCGACUUUCCACCUCUACAAAAUGUGGUAAUAAAUUAAAAUAAACAACCAAAUCGGUCUAUAACCAAUUUUUAUCCGGAAAUUUGUUUGAAAGAAAUUUCAUCGACUGAAAAUUGAUUGACGAAAGUUUGAUCGAAUGGAAAUUUGGUCGAAUUUUCUUUCAGUUCACACGCUCUAAUUUUGCGUCAAAUUUAUUUUUGAACGCAUUAUUUUGUUUUACUAUAUAGCAUAGUGCAUUCAAAAGAAAUUUGACGAAAAUUUGAUCGUGUGAACUGAACAAAAAAUCUACCAAACUUACGUUCGAUCAAACUUCCGUUCGAUCAAAUUUCCAUCCGACCAAACUUUCGUCGAUCAUUUUUCCGUCGACGAAAUUUCUUUCAAACGAAUUUGCGGUAAUCAUAAAAGAUUCGACACGAAAUCAAAUUUUUGUAUUCAUUCUCUCUGCCAAAUAAUUUUUUUUUUACCAAGAAUUGUAACUUUAAAAUGUGUCACUCCUUUUAUUAUCUAUUUUAGGUAAACCCACGGCCGCACAGGCUCUCGAAUGUGUUGCUUUAGUUGCACACAUCUUAUCAGCAGUAGGUGUGGCGUUCUUUUAUUAUGUCCUGUAUCAUAGCAACGGUUCAAAUAGCUAUUACGAUCUUGUGCUGAAGAUUGACGGAAUGCUGGCCAUAUUAGGAGGUGAGCCUCGUUGGAUCUAUACAAUUAUUGGGGCUUUUCAUUUAAAAAAAAUUAAUGUUUGUUAUUGGCCAUUCCAAUGAGCUCAGCUAACUAUUUCUAUGUUAUGGAGAAAUUGAUUAAAAGGUCAUGAAUGAUUUAAAAAAAAGAUAAACAUCUUUUUUAUAGGGGUGGGGAUAUGAUUAAUAUAUGCGUUUCCGGAAAUAUAUUUGAAAGAAAUUUUGUCGACGGAAAAUUGAUCGACGGAUCUAUACAAUUAUUGGGGCUUUUCAUUUAAAAAAAAUAAAUGUUUGUUAUUGGCCAUUCCAAUGAGCUCAGCUAACUAUUUCUAUGUUAUGGAGAAAUUGAUUAAAAGGUCAUGAAUGAUUUAAAAAAAAAGAUAAACAUCUUUUUUAUAGGGGUGGGGAUAUGAUUAAUAUAUGCGUUUCCGGAAAUAUAUUUGAAAGAAAUUUUGUCGACGGAAAAUUGAUCGACGGACGUUUGAUCGAAUGGAAAUUUGAUCGAACGGAAGUUUGUUGGAAUGGAAGUUUGGUCGAAUUCGUUUUUCAGUCCAUGUAACUGAUGUCUUGAUUAUUUCAUUUACUACUAGGUGUCUUUGGCAUUGUUGGUGGCAUCGUCUAUUCGUCGUAUAUCGGUGGUUUCACUUACACCACAGACAGACUGGGCUGGGCCUCAAUCCUCACCAUUGCUGCAUCUGUUUUCACAUCCUUGGUUGGAUCUGGGCUUGUUUUAUUAUCAAUACCUAGAUUUAAGAACAGACUUAACGGGAAGUACGAGGUGAUACCUUCCCAUUAAAUAUGGCAACUUCAGAAAUAAACAAAUUAUGAUACGAUAUCUUCAAAGUAAGAAUAUAGCGAUAAAAUAUCACCCGGUGUUCUUUAGAAUUCGUUGUCGUCCAAAGACGCAUAGAUUGGUGUUGUGUUUACCUAUCCCCGACCCCGUUCCCCUUAAAUUGUACGGACGACCACAUGUAUAAUUUAUAAUCUAGUUACUGGUAGGUAGGCCUACUAGAUAUAGCUAUAUAUAUAGAUAUAGAUAUAGGCCUAUUCCGCCAAACAUUUUGUGCGCUAUCGAACUUAUUUUCGAACUAUACUUUCUUUCAAACAUUUAGAAUUAUUUGUAAUAUACUCUCAAUACCAAAUUCGCUGAUUAGGAAGCAGUCCAUUGGGAAGCUGUCAAUUAGGAAGCAGUCCAUUGGGAAGCAGUCCAUUGGGAAGCAGUCCACGAGUCACGCCAUAUUACUAAUAUAUAUAUAAGAGAUGUGUCGCCCAGCGUAAACUACACUAACGUCUUUUUUGAGAAUUCAUUUUAAGUACGGGAGAUCAUGGGAUGUGCCGCAGUGCUACUUAAAGUGGUGAUCCGCAAACACUCAGCCACCUGUCGGCAAAAGGAUUUACAACAGUUUUAAAAACAUCGUCAAAUAAGAUAGUCUAAACACUGUGCACCGAUCACCGCCGCAAUGUGGAUAGUUUUGUUCACCUCUUGUGCUGGCAUGUACAGAAAGUUUGAAACUUCGAGAAUAGAUUGUCUUGUAAAUGACUUAAAUAUCUGUAAGACAUAAGACAAGACAAUCUGGAAAGUUAGCCCAGACAUAACGAAAAACGUCAUGUGUAUCUACGUGGCCAGCAGUAGUUUUAGUUUUAGAUCAAACCAGAGACAAAGAUAAUAAGAAACAGUAGGUCUAGAUCAUUAGAAACAGUGUAUCUAGAUCAUUAGAAACAGUCUAUCUAGAUCAUUAGAAACAGUCUAUCUAAAUAAUUAUGUGUGAUGUUUAUAUGAUGUUGACUUUUGGAUUUGUAGAAAAUGUAAAUAAAAAAUGACGUACUGUUAUAGGCCUGAAGCUGAAUUUGUGUAAAAAAUUAUGUGUG